UUCCCUCAGCUGGAGCUGACGUCGUAAUUGUGUCUUAGCAGGGAAGCUAACGCUGAUGUAGACCACUUCCGCCGCCAAUGUAAACGUGAAGCGGUCCUUUGGCUCCAACUUAUAGCUAUUUUAGACAAGGGUAUAAAACACUAAUGGCUCUCUUAGCAGAGCUAUGGCUUACAGAACCAGAGCAGUGUGAUGCUAGCUGUGUUCCCAGCUAGCACAAUAGCAUUAGAACUGUCCAGGGCCGUGACAUUUUGAAGGCUACUAAUGCUAAUUAAACAACGGCUAGUUACUUCCUUGUUGACAUGUACGGCAGGCUAAUGGAGAAAACAGAAAAUGGGAAGAAAUGAUUUGCAAUAAGGACGCGUCGAGAAGAGGAGCGAAAUGAACUCUGCUAGAAGUGAUCGGGCUCCGUCACCGAUGAAUGGAAGACAAGUAGACUGGGAAACCAGGCGGACACGGAAAAUCGCAGACAUCACCCAGGCCCUGAGUGUCGAUCCAGUGGAUGUAGCAAUGCUGAGGAGGAUGGCAAUCAGUGAGGGGGGGCUCUUGACUGAUGAGUUACGCCGUCAGGUCUGGCCAAGGCUCCUCAACAUCCCCCCUCACCUCUUGGACCAAGAGCCUGGAAAAGUAGAGCGGGAAAACGAUAAGGACUACAACCAGGUCUUGCUAGAUGUUCAGCGUUCUCUGCGAAGGUUUCCACCUGGUAUGCCAGAUGAGCAGAGAGAAGGCCUUCAAGAAGAACUAAUUGACAUAAUCCUGAGGGUUCUGCAACGUAAUCCGCAGCUGCACUACUACCAAGGAUACCAUGACAUUGUUGUCACCUUCUUGUUAGUCGUUGGAGAACGCCUGGCAACUGUUCUAGUAGAGAAACUCUCCACACAUCAUCUCAGGGACUUCAUGGACCCCACGAUGGACAACACAAAACACAUUCUUAACUAUCUGAUGCCUAUCAUUGAAAAGGUCAACCCUGAGGUGCAUGACUUCAUGCAGCAGGCUGAAGUGGGCACGGUCUUCGCUCUCAGCUGGCUGAUAACCUGGUUUGGCCAUGUGCUCUCAGAUUUCCGCCAUGUUGUACGGUUGUAUGACUUCUUCCUGGCCUGCCAUCCACUGAUGCCAAUUUAUUUUGCUGCUGUGAUUGUGCUGCACAGGGAGGACGAGGUGUUGGAUUGUGAAUGUGAUAUGGCAAUGGUCCAUCACCUGCUGUCUCAGAUUCCUCAGGAUCUGCCAUACGAGACUCUGAUCAGCAGAGCAGGAGACCUCUUUGUCCAGUUUCCUCCCUCUGAACUGGCCCGAGAAGCAGCUGCCCAUGAAAGCAUGGCGUCUUCUACCUUUGAGGACUUUGAGCUUGCAUCCACUCAACAACGGCCAGACGCAGUUCUCCGCCGAAGACGCAGACAAAAACAAGCUUCUCCGGAGAGCUCAACAGCGAGCGCUGUCAUGACUGUUGCACGGCCUUCAACUGCCCGCCGCUUUGUCAGAUUGGCAGUAAUGGGUCUGACUGUGGCUUUAGGAGCAGCGGCUCUUGCUGUGGUUAAUACAGCUCUGGAGUGGGCCCCCAAGCUGGACUUGUUUCCUUGAACUACUUUUAAAGCCAACCUGCCAACUUUUGUCUACAACUAAAUAAAGCUGGUGGGUCUUUUUCAAGAAGCAUUUUUGGAGUCUUAACACUUUCUGGACUGGCUAAGCUCAGUGACUGAGUUGGACAUGUUAACUCUGUCAUCAAGAAUAUGUACAAACAGCCUGCUCUAAAAGGAUCUCAUAAGGCACCACACUUUAUCCUUAAGGGUAUGUAGUUUUAAAAGCUGCUGGCACUCCCUAAUGAAUCCGUGUUAUUAUGAAGAAACAAUUUCCAAGGACUAUCAUUGAUGUGUCGUAAUCAAAGUUUAUUUAUAUUUUGUUAUAGGAUGUCUGAUUUACCGUAAUGCUCACUGAGAUUUAUGCUGAAAGCCUGACUCACUACACUUGAAACUGCUGCCAACUUUGAGAGAAUGUGUGUGUGUUUGUGUGAAUGUAUGGGCGCAACCCAUUUGUUUUACUUAUUUGAUAUCUUUACUGAGACCAACUUAAGGAUUCGCUCGAUCAGCCAUCUGUAGAAUUAGAAGUAUUUCAUUUUAGGGGAACAUGAAGCAAAUUUAGGGUAGUUAUUUUACUCUUUUAGUUUAUUUGCCCCCUCCAGGGUUUAAAAUGUAAAAAAUGUUUCUCAAUUCUAACAUUUCAAUGUAUCACUAUAUGUGGAACAUCUUUAAAACCUGUUUCAACCUUAAUUAUUCAUUUAAAUUAGGGUCAUUACUGAAAUCUUUAUUAUAUAAAUAAGAAUGACCAAAAUAACUGUAUUCUUAAACUAUAAAAACUUUAAGAAUAAAACUAUAGUCACGAAGAAAUUUUACAUUCAUCUUGUUCUUAAAAAUAUUUCCUACUAGACAUACCGUCUAACGGCUUGUCCUCUUUUUCUUUAGUUUGAGUAAUUCAAAUAAUCACUAAUGCCUUUGCCAGGUAUCUAGAAGUAAUCUACUGUAAAUAAGCAUAAAUAAGGAGAAUCUCUUAACUGCUGGAGCACAACUGGUCUGCCUUUAAUGUGCUAUCCUAUAAGUAGGCCUUUGGAGAGUGGAAUAAAAUGAAAACUACACUUUUAAUAAACAGAAGGCAGAAUCAUUUACACAUUUAGAUGCUGGCAAAAAUGACACUUUAUUUCAUAAAUUUAAGCUUUGUACAAUAUUGAUCAAAUUAUAUGUGGCUAUUGUUUAAAAAUGCUUAUAUUUUAAGCUCAACUUAUUGUUGUAGAUUUCAGUCUUGCAUUAAAAGCUAUUAAAAAGAUUUUACAUCUAAAGUAGCUAAAGCCUUGGUUAAGAUCAUAGGGCCAUUAUUCUGCCCACAAUCGCUGAUAGGAUCCGUCGAUAACUCAACAGCCUUCCUGCAUAGAUUCUGUAGCACGUUGCUCUUGAGCCAUGCAUCUGGAAGAGGCUAAUUUAACCAAUUCUAGUGCGUUAACGCAGAAGGGUAUGGCAGAUAAAUGUCAGCCUAAGGCUCACUCUGGUUUUUCCAAAUGGCUCAUGUCUAAUGAAAAAAUCUUACAUGUAUGAUCUCUACAGGGCAAUAACAUUAUUAUUCACUUGGUUUAUAUCUGAUUUCAGGUAUGUCAUUUCGUUUUCAAACAUACUUUGCUCUUUCUCUGAAAGCGUCACUCAUGGUGAAUUUGGUUCCUGGGCGUUCAGUGCAUUCAUGUUGUUCAAUCUGUUGCAUAUUUUUCCAAUAAGAGAGUCGCCAAGAAAU
Cyprinodon tularosa is the source of this 3267-nucleotide messenger RNA. RefSeq names its product TBC1 domain family, member 20 (gene tbc1d20). Gene Ontology annotation, molecular function: GTPase activator activity. Gene Ontology annotation, biological process: positive regulation of GTPase activity; endoplasmic reticulum to Golgi vesicle-mediated transport. The record is from RefSeq and is a predicted model, not a curated record. Lineage: Eukaryota; Metazoa; Chordata; Actinopteri; Cyprinodontiformes; Cyprinodontidae. The transcript has 8 exons. Bases 379 to 1575 code for a protein of 398 amino acids. Gene Ontology annotation, cellular component: endoplasmic reticulum membrane.